Molecule: messenger RNA, 16377 nt
Organism: Loxodonta africana (African savanna elephant)
Lineage: Eukaryota; Metazoa; Chordata; Mammalia; Proboscidea; Elephantidae
Gene: ZNF236
Product: zinc finger protein 236
Exons: 32
Coding region: 31-5733 (1900 amino acids)
Biological process (GO): regulation of transcription by RNA polymerase II
Cellular component (GO): nucleus
Molecular function (GO): RNA polymerase II cis-regulatory region sequence-specific DNA binding; DNA-binding transcription factor activity, RNA polymerase II-specific
Source: RefSeq, a predicted model, not a curated record
GUGGUGGCGGCCGCGCACGCCGCCGGAGCCAUGCCGCGGGGCCGGCCCCCGAAGCCCAAGGAGAGCAAGGCGCGCGGCGGCGACUCCGAUGGAGUUUUAACAUUGAAUGCGGAGAACACUAAUUAUGCCUACCAAGUUCCAAACUUCCAUAAAUGUGAAAUCUGUCUGCUGUCUUUCCCAAAAGAGUCUCAGUUUCAACGCCACAUGAGGGAUCACGAGCGGAAUGACAAGCCACAUCGAUGUGACCAGUGCCCCCAAACAUUUAAUGUUGAAUUCAACCUGACGCUUCAUAAAUGCACCCACAACGGGGAAGACCCUACCUGUCCUGUGUGUAACAAGAAAUUCUCCAGAGUGGCUAGUCUCAAAGCACAUAUUAUGCUGCAUGAGAAGGAAGAGAACCUCAUCUGUUCCGAGUGCGGGGAUGAGUUCACUCUGCAGAGCCAGCUGGCUAUCCACAUGGAGGAGCACCGGCAGGAGCUGGCCGGACGCCGGGUGCACACCUGCAAGGCCUGCAAGAAGGAGUUUGAGACGUCUGCUCAGCUCAAGGAGCACAUGAAGACACAUUACAAAAUUAGGGUCUCAGGUACAAGGUCUUAUAACCGGAAUAUUGACAGAAGCGGAUUCACAUACUCAUGUCCUCAUUGUGGAAAGACCUUUCAAAAGCCGAGCCAGUUAACGCGCCAUAUCAGGAUACACACAGGUGAAAGGCCAUUUAAAUGCAGUGAAUGUGGAAAAGCUUUCAACCAGAAGGGGGCGCUGCAGACGCACAUGGUUAAGCAUACAGGUGAAAAGCCCCAUGCCUGUGCCUUUUGUCCUGCUGCGUUUUCUCAAAAAGGAAACCUUCAGUCACAUGUACAGAGAGUUCACUCAGAGGUCAAGAAUGGCCCUACCUAUAAUUGUACAGAAUGUAGUUGUGUAUUUAAAAGUCUAGGCAGCUUAAAUACUCACAUCAGCAAGAUGCAUAUGGGUGGGCCCCAAAAUUCAGCAAGUGCUACAGAGACGGCGCAUGUUUUAACGGCCACACUCUUUCAGACUUUACCUCUCCAGCAGACAGAAGCCCAGGUCACGUCCUCGACCGGCCAGCAGGGCUCGCAGGCUGUCACUGACGUCAUCCAGCAACUUCUGGAGUUGUCAGAGCCGGGCCCCGGGGACGCCAACCCGUCGCCCCAGCCUGGCCAGCAGCUGAGCAUCACCGUGGGCAUCAACCAGGACAUCUUGCAGCAAGCCUUAGAAAACAGUGGGCUGUCUUCAAUUCCAGUUGCAGCUCAUCCUACCGACCCCAGCCAUGCUAAGACAUCCACAACCCAGAUCCAAAGUCCAGACAUUGCCAAUGUUGCCGGCGAGCAGGCUGAGCCUACUGAUGCAGAGCAAGAGAAAGAACAGGAGAGCCCAGAAAAGCUGGAUAAAAAGGAAAAGAAGAUGAUAAAGAAGAAAUCACCUUUUCUACCUGGUUCGAUUCGCGAGGAGAACGGAGUAAGGUGGCAUGUGUGCCCCUAUUGCACAAAGGAGUUUAAGAAGCCCAGCGACCUGGUGCGCCACAUUCGCAUCCACACCCACGAGAAGCCCUUCAAGUGCCCGCAGUGCUUCCGGGCCUUUGCCGUGAAGAGCACGCUGACUGCCCACAUCAAGACACACACGGGCAUCAAGGCCUUCCAGUGCCAGUACUGCAUGAAGAGCUUCUCCACCUCAGGAAGCCUCAAAGUGCACAUCCGCCUGCACACAGGCGUUAGACCUUUCGCUUGUCCUCACUGUGACAAAAAGUUCCGAACCUCAGGCCACAGGAAGACACACAUUGCCUCUCAUUUCAAGCACACCGAGCUCAGGAAGAUGAGGCACCAACGCAAACCCACAAAGGUUCGAGUGGGCAAGACCAAUGCUCUGGUGCCCGAUAUUCCUCUGCAGGAACCAAUUCUCAUCACCGACUUAGGUCUUAUCCAGCCCAUUCCGAGAAACCAGUUUUUUCAAAAUUAUUUUAAUAAUAAUUUUGUAAAUGAAGCCGAUAGACCAUACAAGUGUUUUUACUGUCAUCGAGCAUAUAAAAAAUCUUGCCACCUUAAACAGCACAUCAGAUCGCAUACAGGUGAAAAGCCUUUUAAAUGCUCUCAGUGUGGAAGAGGUUUUGUGUCCGCGGGCGUGCUGAAGGCACACAUCCGCACGCACACGGGACUAAAGUCCUUCAAGUGUCUAAUAUGCAAUGGUGCGUUCACCACGGGUGGCAGCCUGCGGCGCCACAUGGGCAUCCACAACAACCUCCGGCCCUACAUGUGCCCCUACUGCCAGAAGACGUUCAAGACCUCCCUCAACUGCAAAAAGCACAUGAAAACCCACAGGUAUGAACUUGCUCAACAGCUCCAGCAGCACCAGCAGGCCGCCUCCAUCGACGACAGCACUGUGGACCAGCAGGGUAUCCACGUGUCCACCCAGAUGCAGGUGGAGAUCGAGAGCGAUGCGCUGCCCCAGACAGCCGAGGCAGUCGCUGCGAAUCCCGGAGCCAUCCUGGAACUGGAGCCGCAGCACGUCGUGGGCACGGAAGAGGCCACGCUCAGCCAGCCGCUGGCGGACCAGCCCUUGGAAGCAGAUGAAGAUAGGUUUGUGACCCCUCAACAUCCUCUACAGGGGCACAUCGACCAGUUUGAUCAGCAAACUCCAGCACCGCAGGCCUUUGAGCCAGCAGCCUUGUCACAAGGCUUUACAGUGACUGACACGUACAAUCAGCAGACUCAGUUUCCCCCUGUCCAGCAAUUACAAGACUCCAGCACGCUGGAAUCUCAAGCCCUUUCCACCAGUUUCCAUCAGCAGAACCUGCUCCAGGUCCCCAGCUCAGAUACAAUCAGUGUGACAACUCGUUUGAUCCAGGAGUCAUCCCAAGAGGAGCUGGAUGUGCAGACGCAGCGGCCCCAGUUCCUAGAGGACGGCGAGGACCACACCCGACGCUCCUACAGGUGUGACUACUGCAACAAAGGUUUUAAGAAAUCCAGCCACCUGAAGCAGCACGUGCGCUCACACACUGGCGAGAAGCCCUAUAAAUGCAAGCUGUGUGGGCGUGGGUUUGUCUCCUCGGGGGUGCUCAAGUCCCACGAGAAGACACACACAGGGGUGAAAGCAUUCAGCUGUAGUAUAUGCAAUGCCUCUUUUACCACCAACGGCAGCCUCACCAGGCACAUGGCCACGCAUAUGAGCAUGAAACCUUACAAAUGUCCGUUUUGUGAGGAGAGCUUCCGAACCACAGUCCACUGUAAAAAACACAUGAAGAAACACCAGACGGUCCCCUCUGCUGUGUCAACCACUGGAGAGUCAGAAGGAGGAGAGGUAUACCUGGAGGAAGAGGAAGAAAGUCCCGAGAGGAACACAUCUAGAAAAUCUCGUCCUGAGGUCAUCACUUUCACAGAGGAAGAAACGGCUCAAUUAGCCAAAAUUCGGCCGAGGGAAAGCGCCACUGUCUCUGAGAAGGUUCUCGUCCAGUCUGCUGCGGAGAAGGACCGCAUUAGCGAGAUGAAAGACAAGCAGGCUGAGCUCGAAGCAGAGCCAAAAUACGCCAACUGCUGCACCUACUGCCCCAAAAGCUUUAAGAAGCCCAGUGACCUGGUCAGGCAUGUCCGAAUCCAUACUGGAGAAAAGCCAUACAAGUGUGAUGAGUGCGGGAAGAGCUUCACUGUGAAAUCCACGCUUGAUUGCCACGUGAAGACUCAUACAGGUCAGAAGCUCUUCAGCUGCCACGUCUGCAGCAACGCCUUCUCCACAAAGGGAAGCCUGAAGGUUCACAUGCGUCUGCACACAGGUGCGAAGCCCUUCAAGUGUCCACACUGCGAGCUGCGUUUCCGCACCUCUGGGCGCAGGAAGACACACAUGCAGUUCCAUUAUAAGCCCGACCCCAGGAAGGCCAGGCGGCCCGCAACCAGGAGCUCCUCUGAGGGACUGCAGCCCGUGAGCCUGCUCAGCACCUCCUCCUCGGACCCCAAUGUGUUCAUCAUGAACAACUCUGUCCUUACUGGGCAGUUUGAUCAGAAUUUGCUUCAGCAAGGGCUGGUAGGCCAGGCGAUUCUUCCUGCUUCCGUGUCUGCCGGUGGGGACUUGACAGUGUCUUUGACGGACAGCGGUCUGGCCACCCUCGAGGGCAUACAGUUACAGCUGGCUGCUAACUUGGUUGGACCAAAUGUCCAGAUCUCUGGGAUCGAUGCCUCCAGCAUUAACAACAUUACCUUACAGAUCGACCCGAGUCUUCUGCAGCAGACUCUGCAGCAGGGUAAUGUGCUUACCCAGCAGCUGACAGGGGAGCCUGGCCUGACCCCGCAGAGCGGCUCGCUCCAGACCCCAGAGAGUGCUGUCCCAGCUAGUGUGGUCAUCCAGCCCAUCUCGGGCCUGUCCCUGCAGCCCUCGGUGACAUCGGCAAAUCUGACCAUCAGCCCCCUGUCUGAGCAGGACUCUGUGCUGACCACCAGCAGCAGUGGGGCCCAGGAUCUCUCUCAGGUGAUGACUUCUCAGGGGCUCGUGUCCACAUCCAAUGGUCCUCAUGAGAUCACCUUGACCAUUAACAACUCCAGCCUGAGCCAGGUGCUGGCUCAGGCAGCCGGUUCCUCCUCUACAUCGUCCUCGGGGUCCCCGCAGGAGAUCACCCUCACGAUAUCAGGUCAAGAUCUUAUUCAACACAAUUCUAACGGGAGUAGUGAACUAAAUGGAAGCAUACGAUUGUCAGCACCUGCAAUCAACAAUCAGUCCACAGGUGCCACCUUAACAAUAAGCAAUGAUCAACUUCUCUCACAGAGUGCAACAUUAAACUCCUCAGAACUUAACGCCACUCCUGGGAGCCUUCCUUCUACCACGCCCAUGUCUCCAUCCACCAUAUCCACACAGAACCUGGUCAUGGCGUCGUCAGGGGUGGGAGGCGACGCCAGCGUCACACUCACGCUGGCUGACACUCAGGGCAUGCUUUCUGGGGGUCUUGACACGGUGACGCUGAACAUCACCUCGCAGGGCCAGCAGUUCCCGGCGCUGCUUACAGACCCAUCCCUCUCAGGCCCAGGCGGCGCAGGCUCCCCGCAGGUAAUCCUGGUGAGCCACACGCCACACGCUCCCUCGGCUGGGUGUGAAGAACUGGCUUACCAGGUGACUGACGUCUCUGCAAACCUGACCAAAGGGAGCCCGCCUGAGAAGGAGGGCCGGGCGCACCAGUGCCUGGAGUGCAGCCGCGCCUUCUCGUCAGCUGCCAUGCUGCUGCACCAUAGCAAGGAGGUGCACGGCCGUGAGCGCAUCCACACCUGCGGGCUCUGCAGCAAGGCCUUCAAACGCGCCACGCACCUCAAGGAGCACAUGCAAACACACCAGGCCGGCCCUUCUCUCAGUUCCCAGAAGCCGAGAGUGUUUAAGUGCGACACUUGUGAGAAGGCAUUUGCCAAACCAAGCCAACUGGAAAGACACAGCCGUAUCCACACAGGGGAGCGGCCAUUCCGGUGCACGCUCUGUGAGAAGGCCUUCAACCAGAAGAGCGCGCUGCAGGUGCACAUGAAGAAGCACACGGGCGAGCGGCCCUACAAGUGUGCGUGCUGCGCCAUGGGCUUCACGCAGAAGAGCAACAUGAAGCUGCAUAUGAGGCGUGCACACAGCUAUGCGGGCUCCCUGCAGGAUGCCACCAGCCACCCAGAACAGGAUGGGACAGAGCUGGGCCGGACACUGCACCUGGAGGAGGUGGUACAGGAGUCGGCUGGCGAGUGGCAGGCCCUAGCCAACGUGUUCUGACAGAAGCCGGAAGUACACUUUAAUGAACAUUUCUGAGGUCAAAUUCUGUGAAGAACAAAGCACUUGGAAUUUCUGUCUUGAAGCCUCAAGUGUUAAAAAUGUUAACACAAUAGUUUUUUAGCUAUAAAUUUAUCUAAAGAAUCAUUGUCUUUCAGAGACUUACAGGAAAAGACUGGGAACGUGUGAGUGCGUCGCCCUCGUCUGUCUCCAAUCACUGAACUCAGGUACCCUAGUAGGCAGUCUUGUCUUUCUGCCGCGGCCAGUGCAUCUGGUCACAAAGGAAUUAACUGGAUCUGACCAUCAUUGUAGUGUGAUUUCUUUGUAUUAGCAAAGACAAGAGUUAACGUGGAAUAAGUAUGUGUGGCUUUACCUCAGGCUUUCUGUUAUAAGAAGGAGAGCCUAAAAAGCAAACACAAGAAGUGCGUGAAGUUCAGAAAAAAAUGUCAUAACGCACGAGGAAGUUUUGUCUGCUUUUUUCUCUGUGUAUUUUGAAAAUUGGUAGAAACGGACCCUUUUUAGGCUACAGUAAGUUAAUAGAAUUAAUACCUUGAGAGAUGGCUGGUCCAACUCUCUCUCCAUUGGUCACUAGGAAGCAGUACCUGGGGCAGAGAGAGGCCGACUGCCCUGGCAUGCGGUGGUGGUGCAGGUGCUGUGGCCCGUGUGCAGUCAGGUGGCUGCUGCGGAAGGCACAAGCCGUCAGCGGGAAAAGACAGACAGGGUCGUCCUCAGAGCAGAAGGACCGGGCCUGCCCUCCUCAGCAAGUAGAAGGUAUAUGCAGUCCAAGCAUAAGGAUCCACAGAUGCCCCAGGUUGUUCUCUCCACGCGUAAACACGCAUAAUCUUAUUUCAGGGAAUUCUUUAGUAUCAUUGACGGUGCCACAUCAAACACGUCCAAACUGAACCCCACCCCCACCCCCCGGGGUGAGUGCAAGUCAUCCUUGUAACAUUCCAAAGAUGGAAGACCCCUACCUGACUUUAGUGUUUCCUUUCCAAUUAUUUAUAUGUUCUAUAUAUAAAUACAGAUGUACAUAGAUAUACGGGCCUCUGUGUGGCUGAGCAGUAUAUUUUGUAAAUAGGAGCACUAGGUCUCCACCCACCUUGACAGAGCUCCAGCGUCCGCCUGCCUGUGAGCGCUUCCAGGUCAGUAUUGGACUCAUUAAUAAGUAUCUUUUCGUUGUAACAUAAAGCCGGGUUUUAUUUUUUUCCUGAAAAAUAAUUGACUUUAUUUUCUGUCAUUGCCUCCUUGGUUUCAGAAGAGAGUAGUUUUAUUAUAAAUAUUGUAUGGAUUUUGUAUACUGAGAGAGGAGACCAUUUCAAAUUCUUACAGAGGGACAUUUCACUGUUAUCUUGAAAGGGUAUCUUUUGAUUUUUUGUCCUCAUUGUUGUUCACUUUUGGCAUCUGUAUAUAAGUGAUAUUGAUGGCGAUAUGAAAAAUUUUGUUAUGUGAAAAUAUUUAAGCCAGAAAACUGUUAAAUAAUAUUACUUCUUUUCCAAACUGCUUUGUGUAUUGUAUAUUUUUUUAAGGGGGAAAAAAAAGCCUUAUUUCACUUACUCUUGUGAUCCUGAACUUCUUAUAAAUCCUGAGGUGUCUCUUAAAUGUCGAUGUGUACACCUGGCUGUCAUCAGUAUAUUCAGAAUAAUUGUAAUUAUGCUGGUGUUUUAAAGGUUCUACUUUUAAUGCACUUUUUCUUUCAUAAUUUUGUAUUAAAAUAUUUUAGUAAUGUUGAUUUAUUUUGAUGACCAAAUAUCCCCAAGGUUGAAAUUUAUGGAAUUUUUAAUUUUUGUUCUUGCUGGGUUAUUUAUUUUGCUUUUAGCAUUCAAUGCCAGCUCAGGACAGUGUCUAAAAGGGGCUUGUUUAAUUCCUAAUUGUAUAGAAAGCCUUAUUUAGUGAACUGGGUUGGUUAAUUACCUGUUUAGGUAAGGUACUAAUAGAUGAGUUUAAAGUCUAUUUUUAUUUUGGGUUAAAGAAAAAGAAAAAAAAGUCAUAAUCCAUUUUGUGACUUUUCUCAAUUUAUUUAGCAAGCAAACAGAAGACAUUCAUGUAUUAUUUUGAUGUAUUCCUAAUUAUAAACGCUGCUUCUUUGCAAAGCACCCCUUGAAAUACAAGGUUUUGUAAAGACAUAAUUUCACUUGAAUCUUUGAUGUUUGAUCUUUAUAUUUUACUGAUAAAUAAAAGGUCUUCUUAGCGAGAGGUUUCUAGCCUCACACAUAACCAGGGUUUUGAGGAUAGAUAACUGUAUUUUUAGAAAUAUCAUGGCAUAUCUGCUUUGGAAUAGCUAUAAAUAGAAAACAAAAUUAGGAAAGAUGAUUGAUUUCUUUUCCUUUUUAAAAUUUAAUAUAAUAUAGUUUGGCACAUGAAUUAAUUUCAAGUUUGGAUACUUUUUAAAAGAAGAGAACUCUAAUGAUAUUUUCCGUUACCCCUGUAAAAUCCAGACAAUGAACACUUAACCUUGCGAGGCCCAUGAAAAAGCUUCAGAUUUUAAAAAUCAGGAUGUGGCACAUGGGUCAGUGAGGGGCAGCCUGUAAGCAUCAGCGUAAUCCUGCACGAGUGUCAUAACUGACCCCAAUUCUUUCUAUGUUGGCCCUGUGGAGCAGCACCCUGGUCAUGGAGGGACCUUUAACCCAUGUUCAUGGUAAAGUAACUGUGAAGCAUUUAAGUAAACUGGAAGAAUGAAUGCUUUUUCCAAAGUUGGGAUGUAGUUUAUAUGAUGAGAUAGCAGGAGGAAUCUAGUAGGUAUAGAAUCCAAUCACUGAGAUAAUGCAAAAGUGGUGGUUUUUUCAGAGAAUGACAGUAGAUUAAAAUAAAAACAUUUUUUCAAAAAUGUAAACUCAAGGGCCUCCUCCCCAUUCUCCCAGACAAGUUCUACUUCUGCCCCUUUUUAGUAUCUGGUGUGUUUUAGACAAGGAUGUCGUUAAAGAAACCCCAUCACACAUGGCCAGCUGACGUUGCCAUCACAGUGGGAGGCUCUCGAGGGGCCUGCCUUCUCCUCCUCGCCACAUCUUAUGGGUGAAACAGGACAAUCAUGAGGAAGAGUGUGUCAGCAUCUAACUCGGGAAUGUGGCUUUAAGGACGGUGUUUUGUACUUCCCCCAUUGCCAUUUUUAAGGAAAUGUGAAUUUGAGUUUUUAAAAUUAGAGCUAGUGUUCUGUGUCUUUGUCUAAACUCUUCUGUGACAUUUGUGUUCAAGAGAUGCAUGGCUUAGUGCAGAUAUAAUUCAAACAGUAGAAGUGGGUUUCUGUUCUUCCUCUGACUUUGCCUCUUUUUCAAAGAAUAUUUAUAGCUCAUUAAGAUGCACAGUUAUUACAUGAAGUGAUCCUCACACUGAUUUGUGUCGCUGGCAUCUUUUUAAAGAAAGUAAGAGACAUAGAACUGCUUUUCUGGUUAUUAUCUUUAACAGUAUCUCAUCCUGCCUUUUGCAGAAUUUUUUCCAGAAGCUUGUUUCAAAGUCAGUAGUGUGCACCCGAACACCCCAGAGAAGUUAAUCCAAGGACUGAAUGUUGCUAAUUUAACCUUUUCCAAAAAUCUCUUGUAGAGUAAAUGAGGCCGAGGUGAAAUUAUAUGACUGAUGCUUCUAGUCUGGAGUUCUCCUCCUUUUGCCACUUGAUCUACAUUCAUGUAAUGUAGGUACUUUGCAUUUUUAGAGUAGAAUUUCUAAACUGCCUGCAUACAUACCCCAAUUCAGUGGAAUAUUAUAUGCCUAUUUGGGGCCUCUAUAUCUUUACCUUACACUCAUGAAAAUUAUUUUGAAAUCCAGUUGUAUCUUCUUCAUUGUUCAGAAAGUAGAGGUGAAUAGAAUCUUUUACAAGAUUAGAAGCCCUACACAUCCCUAGAAAAGACAUUUUCUCUGGCUUAGUAAGAUUAAUAAACCAUGUGCCCUUUUUGGUCAUUGCGGAUCCAGUGGAAAUCAGCCCUCUCUUGUCUGCUCCCCAGGCACACACACACAGUGGGCCCGCUCGCUCUCUCUUCCACACUCAUCCACUCUCUACGAGCAGGCACGGUGGUAGUUUUUAUAUGGAUGACUAAUAAAAUAUCUAAGCACUUACUAAAGAUUAGUCCAUAUAAAUGGCAGGAGCAAUAGGCAGGAAUAAUGAAAGGAUUUGCUGUUUAAUCUUUUUUUUUUUAUGUGUAAUGCUCUUCAGCAUGAAGACUGUUGUAUUAAAUCAAGGUUUGUAUUCUGUUUGACAAAUUCUAAAAUGACCUAGUGAUUCAUGAUUGAUUUGCCACUAAAGAAAACCUUUAAAGUUAAUUUUUUUUGUUUACAGGAGAGAUCCUUUUUUAUCUUCAAAAUUGUUUCAUGAUCUAUUUAUACUUUGGAUAUUUAUUUAGUCCAAUUUUGUAUUAGAAAUGGACAGUUAUGCUAAAAGCCAACUGUGCUGGCUUUAAAUAUAAUAAAAAAUAGUUUUUGUACUAUUUUAAAACUCCUGUAUAUUUACUUAUUUGGGCUCUGGGUGAGUUUUUACAGUGUAACGAUGGAUGUUUUCCUUAGGUAACGUUUUCAGCAUGGGUUAAUGCAGUAUAACAAUGCUGAAAUUGUAAGCAGUUCAGACCCCUGGGGCUUGAAUACUGUGAGGAGGCCUUAUUUACUAUCCUUGAGGAUAUUUUCCAUUAUCUCUCUUCUUUGUAAGGUAUUUGAGAGAAUCAGUGACUUGGAGACAAACUCAAUUAUAGUAUCAAUUUACCCAUUUAUGGAAUUUGUUGGGCUUUGGACUUUCCAAGAAAGUCUAAACUUUUAUGAAGUUAGCUUAUUUCAUCUGAUCUUUAUUUAAGAUAAAGUUUACUUCUAAACUUGUAGAAGUUUUUAGUUUGUAGAGUCAUUAUCCUGUUGAAAUAACAAAGUAUUUCUUUUUUCUCAGAUAAUCUUAUUCCUAGCACAGAGUAGGGACUCUGUGCCUUUUGGGGCUUAAAUGAUCAAAAUAAUUUUUCCCCCAGGGCAUGGUUCAGAGGGAAUAAGAAACUGUUUUGUCAUUCUUGUUGCUUGUUUUUAAGAGGCAUGUUGUUUAAUAGUUUUAAAAUUAUGGUAGGUGGGGGAAGAGGAUUUCUUGUUUAAAACUAUAAGAUUAUGGAAAAUUUGUUCCCACUACAGUGGAUUGCCUUAGCUAUUUAAAAUGCCUCACCAAAUUAGUGUCUUCCAGAAUGCUUGGCUCUUUCUUGUUACAUAUAGAGUGUUCUUAUUUAAACAUGAAAGAUCGGGUUCCCCUGUAGCCCACCGUGUGUGCGGGCAUCACUUGGACCUCUUGGCAUCACCCUCUGGGAACUGGGGCUCAAUGAACCCAUGCAAACGCUGACACUCUGGUGACUGCUACUGUGGUGAGUAAUAAAUAGCCCUUUGUUUUUGAGCCAGGAGACUCAUGUCUUCUGCCAGCAUGCAUAAGACUGGAAUAGGCCAACAUGUGAGCUGGCACUGGGGUGAAAUCUCAGCCCCUUCCUAGUUCUUGACGAUAUGUUGUCAGUUUCCUCUGGAGGCCUUGAAGUAUCUGUGACUCAGUUUGCAGUGGGAAUGGAAUUGUUUUUACAAACACUAAUGAUUGAUUUCACAUCAUCCAUGGUACUAUUCAAGUCCCGUUAUUGAGGACUUUUUUUGUUACCUAGGACCUUUAAAAGGAGCCUUUGUGGCGCAGUGGUUAAGCAUUUGGCCGCUAACCAAAAAGUCGGUGGUUCAAACCCACCAGCUGGAGAAAGGUGUGGUGGCCUGCUUCCAUAAAGAUUACAGCCUUGGAAACCGUAUGGGACAGUUCUACUCUGUCCUAUGGGUCCACUAUGAGUCAGAAUUGACUCGAUGGCAAUGGGUUUGGUUUUGUACAUUUAAAGUAGUAAAUCCCCUUUAUCCCUGAGAAAGGCUGAAAAAUGAUAGUGGGUACACCCACCAUACUACCCCACAUCCCCCUUUCUGUUCCACUAAUAAACAGAUGCUUCUCCCUGAUUUUAUUACUCUGGACCAACCAAGAGCGAUGGUUUUAUGCUACUAUUUUAGUAAUCAGAACAAAGCAGUCGUUGGUAACCCUGGUAACUGAUUUGUCUGGGAAGACAUUCUUGAGUUAGCACAGACAGCUGGCCUGGAGGUUAUCUCAGCCACUGUCUCAGGAGCUCUGGGUGAUACAGAGCAGCUGGCCUCUGCCCUAAAUACCCUACAGUCUUCCAAGUUUUCCUUCAGUCAUCUCUCUCAAGCUUAAUAAUCCAAAGUCUUUAGCCUUUUCAGUGUACCCUUUUAUCUUUGAAGCUGUUGCCAAUCUGUAGAAAAGUUCCAGCCCAUCUAAGUUGAGUGGCAUGGGAAUGGCCAUCCGGAUUGAAAUGACAUAGUACAAGGCAUUGUCAUCGUGUUUUUCUGUUCUGAUGGAGAAAAACAAACCCUUUUUUCCGUUCAAUAGAUUCUCAUGAAACCUGGGGGGCACAAACGGUGAACCCACUCAGCUGCUAAUGGAAAGGUUAGAGGUUCUAGUCCACCCAGAGGUGCCUCAGAAGAGAGGCCUGGAGAUCUACUUCCAAGAAAUCAGCCCCCGAAAGCCCUGUGGAGCACAGCUUUACUCUGACACACACAGACCGCCACGGCCGUAGAGUCAGCUCUACAGCAACUGCCGUUUUGGUUUGGGAGAUGCUGGCCCUGUAGUUCACAGCGUGAGACCAGGGAGAGUGUUCAGCUUCAGAAGAUGUGGGUGCCUGCGGCCCUUCUCUCCUAGCUCGGCCCAUUGAAUGCAUUUUCAAUCAACGUUAGGGGCACUGUGCAGACUUCUUUAGAUGGGCAGUAAGUGGGAACACAAGCUCCGCGGCUCAGUUCCUGUUUUGCAUUGUUUUGUGUUAAAAUAUUUAUCAGAAUAUUGUAUUAUCAUGGUACAAGCUAUAUUACUAGCAGCAUGCCCUUAGUUUGCCAUUUAAUGCACCUUCUAGAUAUGUAACAUUAAAUAUGCCUGCCAACUAAAAGAAUUCCAUUUCUUAAAUGUAAUUCUAUCCACAUGACUGUUCAGAUUCCUCACUCCAGAGGAGUUGGGUUGGUAGAGAAAGGAGAGGAGGCAAGGCUGCCAGUGGCCUUGACCUGUUGACCCCUCACUAGCUGAACCCCAGGCUGCUGGGCCUGGGCAGUUUUCCUGUUACUGCAGUGAGUACAAAGUCUCCAUUUUUCAUGCACUUUGAUCCUUUGCCGAGUGCAGAAGCAUUGGGACACCCAAGCAGCAGGCUUGUAUAACUAUACUUGUUCCAUGGUGGGACCCAUUCCUAAUUUCAGAUAGUUUGCGGAUAGUUUCUCAUGGUUACCACUUAAUAUUGAAAGGAACCAGUGGUUCCGUUCAAAACAAAACAAAACAGAUUUCAGUUUAUCUUGUUGAAAAAUAAUUCUUGUAACCAAGGGUGACCAUAAGCAUAUUUUCUAAAAUAAGUUGUUGAUGUCCCUCUCUGCCUGAGAAAAUGAUACUGGGUAGUUUUUCACAGACUGCUCAGUUUGCAUUAGCCGGGUGCUUAGCAGAACAAUCAAAUGUCAAUAUACUUUUGAAGAUUGUUUAAAGGUAAAUUGGGAAUUCUUCACCUCGCGAUUGAGAGGAUCAAUGCCCUAACAAUUAUAUGCUGGUCCACGUUUCUCUUAUUAACUGUCUAGUGAUAGUACAUUCUGGACCCAUGCCUUUAUGUGACACACACUGAAAUCAACAUGGGACAGGGCCAUUGCCUCACAUGGCCCCCCAGUCUACAAACCAGAACACAAAAUAAGACACUCACACAAGUCUCAUUAAAUGUUUAUUAUUUUAUUUCAAUAUUCAAGAACAGUAAAUACUUUCCAUGAAACCCAGUGCUACAGCACUUGUGUUUGGGUGUGGCCGCGAAUUGCAAACACACAGCCACCAAUCUAGCUCAAAGAUAUAAAGCCCUUGUGUUUGACAGUUUGGAGGUUGGAUUCCGAAACUUGUUUUCUAUUUUAUUUUACCCUCUCAUCAUUGAGGUGAUCUAUUAAUAGACAUUAUGUUAAACCCACACUAGACAUUCAGAAUUAGAAGGGGAUUAAAACGACACAUUUUUGGCUUUUCAUUGGUGGCCCCUCAUCUUCGUUCUGAGGGGGACUGCAUGUCCGCGUGGGAGGCGCUUCAGAAGGCCUAUAGAAGGUGCGCUAAACUCAAAAAGUGUGGAUCAGUAUGUUAGGGGGCACAAGGAAAUGUCAGCUUGUUAGAAAACAAUGGGUUCAGAGCGCUCCUCUGAUCUGGGGCUGGCCAGGUCCUGGCCGUAUGCCGAGGUCAGUAUUUGGUGGACAGGUGUACUCCUGUGUCUAAUGCACUAAGCACGGCUCGGCUCUAGGAGGGGAGUGGACAGAAUGGUUAUCUUCUCCCUGACGGUUAGUAUGGCCGUGAGCACUGCCUCCACAAGCACACAUCUGGCCCCACACAACUUUCAAGGGGGGCAGUGAAACACUGCGAACGAGAAAACUAGCAUUUCUACCCUGAGACGCACGACAACAGAACCCUCCCGCUUGGCGCUCCUUUGGACACUGGGCUGACGUGACUGCGGGAGGCCACUGGGCUCCGGAUGCCCAGGGCCACGGCGUGGUGAUGUUGCCCUCCCACUGUCAAGCCUGUUUCCCGCUGGAGGCCGUUCCCAGCCCCAGCUGGAUGCGUCCCCUUCCUCUCUCUGUCAUGCACGCUUUCAGCGAAUCGGGGUGUGGUGAGCGGACCCACCUGAGAGGCGCCUCCUCUCUCGCUGCACCACGCGGAACCCUACCAGCCGCCCGGGCCACCUUCACGUACCAAAACUCCGUAUCAGCAAACCACUCCCUGAUCCUGUUACGGGAACCUAGUGUAGUGGAGGGGAGAGGAGGGCAGAAAAAGAAAACCAAAGGAAGCCGGAUCAACAGUCCUUACCACCUUCACAGGUCUCGUUUCUCUGUGGCAGUGUCUUUGAUGGCAGUGCUCAGGGCACAGGCUCAAGGCCACAGUUGGCAUGAACACAAAGUCUAAGGGUGGGGGGAUGGGACCAGCGCUGGGCCCCGGGCAUCUGGGCAGGUCGCAGUGGGCCGUGUCCUAAGGAGUCGGUUGCUUUAUCUUCAAAUGUAAAGGAGCAGUUUUAUCCAUGUUCUGUGUCCGUUUCUCCAGUAGGAUGGGGCGUGAUGGGCCCUACUGCGUGUACAACUCAACGGGCAUUAGGGGAGAGGACAUCUGCUAUAACUAGAUAACUUAUGCAAAUGUAUUAAGGUUUUAAGGUAGUUGUAUUAAGAAGCGGAGCACAGGGUCCUAUAACGGCCACAUAAGGCUUCAGCGUCUCGCCAUGGGUGAUCCAGAACGACUAUCUCUUCCUCCCUGGGAAAAGAAGACAGCAGCGUUAGGGGAGGUUCACACGGCAGCCAUCAGCAUUGCUUCCGACUGCCAUGAUCUUUUUUUGUGAAAACCUAACCAAAACGAGUUGAAAAAUGACCCUACAGAGGGGAACUUUUCAUUCCAUUUCUCACAAGACCCUGUGGCCACUGCCAAUUGAAUUUUCACGUUACCAGUACCAGUUGACACCAAGUUGAUUCCAACUCAUGUGUGCAGAGUCGAACUAUGCUCCAUAGGGUUUUUUAGUGGCUGAUUUCUUGGGAGGUAGGUCACUGGGCCUUUUUUCUGAGAUGCCUCUGGGCGGACUCAAACCACCAACCUUCUGGUUAGUAGCUGAGGGCAUUAACCAUUUUCACCACCCAGGGAUUCUUGAAUUUGAAAGUACAAUGAGAUGAAUUCAGUUCCCAGGACCCAGAGAGCUGGUGCCUAGUAUAAUAACACCGUAUUUCUAUGUGUGAAAAACUCAGUUACUAUAUUACUGUGCCUCGAAUGAGUACUUUCUUUGGUUAGAGAUUCUAGGGUAACCAAGGGCAAUUGUAAACAACAGUGAUGAUUUUACCUUCAGAGAGAUUCUAGUGCUGAUGAACACACCUGUGGCUUCAUACCCAGAGAAGAGCCAAACACAGCACAGCCGUUAACAUGGUGGCAGCCCUCCUGUGUCAUGUGCCCUCUUGCCCACCACGCCAAGGCAAAUGUGCUACACACCGGGGUCGUCUACAAACUUUGACUCAAAAAGAUCUUAAAGCCAGAAACACACGUGUUUUCUGGACAAUUGAAAGAGAGUCCGGAUUUUUUUUACAAUUUAAAAGAAAGAAAAAAAAGCUCUCCACCAACUUAAGAUGGCAUACCAUGCGCAGUGCCCAGUGUGUAAAACUGGUGUGGGAGUUGGCUCUCGAGAAGGUGAAAGAGUUUGUCACUCCACACAUCAUUAGAUUGACAGAGGAAAACCACGCUAUUUUCCUGCAUUCAAAUUUGCAUUUACAUUUUUAUUUUCUCUUUUUCUCCUUGAGUUUCCCUCUUUUAUCCUAGGUGGUGAAUGAAGAAUAUUUCAAAUAUUUUUUCUUGACUGUGAGUCCCCGGAAAGCAAGAUAUAUGAGCAGUUUGCCCUUUACCAGGUAGUAGAUUGAUGCGGCACUAACACUGGCCUCGUCUGAUUGUACUUCUCCAUGUCAUCCAAUGAUACAGAUAACUGAAGCACUAAAGCCGAAAACACCUCUCACACAGCACAGCCGAUGGAUCUAGAGGACAGUUCUGAUUUCUUGGGGGUUUAUUUUUCCCAAGUACUCUACUCAGCCUUAUAAAAGAGCCUGUUGUUGCUAAACAACUGACAUAAAAAAAAAAACCAAAAACCCAGUGCCGUCGUG